AAAAAUGUAUUCCAUAGCUUCACUAGAGAGGCGCAGACAGCCAAUCGGAUGAGUGUUUGAAUCAAGGUCAAGUGAAAGAUGCUCAAUAGGACCGCUCCACCUUGGAAUGAUGCUGAAGCCUCUUGCCAGGAGAUGCGAGGCUACGAAAAGCUAAUUUUCACUGGAAGGUGUAGAAUCAUCCACCAACCGUUUUUCUUUCAGUGAUGUAGGAAAGGUGGAUUCUCUUGGUGUAAAAAUACCUACCAGGACCUGUGUGAUAUGACCCUGACAAGAGGAUCCUUCACCUAUUCCAAUGGUGAAGAGUACCAUGGGGAGUGGAGGGAAGGACUGAGACAUGGUCUAGGCCAGCUGACGUUCAGUGAUGGGACGUGUUACACGGGUCAGUUCGAGAACGGACUCUUCAACGGCUGUGGGAUGCUGGUCUUCCCUGAUGGUUCCAGGUACGAGGGAGAGUUUAUUCAGGGGAAGUUCCAAGGCGCAGGCGUCUUCAGUCGUUUUGACGGGAUGAAGUUCCAAGGAGAGUUCAAGAGUGGAUGUGUGGAGGGAUACGGUAUGCUGACGUUCGCUGACGGAGGUCCAGAAAGCGGGCGAGGAGGAAGAGGAGGGACGAGCCACGAGGGUCUGUUUGAGAGCGGCCAGCUGGUCGGCAGAGAGGGGUGCCAGGGCACGGUGCAGCGGGCACAGGGGGCAGCUGCCAAGGCACGGGCACUCUCGAUGUGACCUGCAGCUAGGGGGCGCUACUCAGGGAGCAACAACAACAAUAGGACUUUACCCUCUACAUCACAGUCAACCAACGAGCUACUGAAUCUGAUCCAGGAUCUGCUGAGCCAAAACCCACACCUCCUCCUCCCCAUCCCCAACCAUUCAUUCAACAUACGGGUGCUACCUACCGACUGCUAAAUAUGUUCUCAGAUCAGCUCUAACCGACACCAACCGCAACUACUCUGGAGUUGAAACUAGUGUCCAAGCAGGUAGAGACUGUUUUUGGAUCUGUCACAUUUCCACCACAGGGUUUUACACCGGUGCUGGCCUAAAGACUCAGACUUCACACCGGUGUCCCUCUGGAAAAGCAGCAUUAGAGACAAGAGUCUCAAAAUUAGAAUCCAGAGUCUCAGUAUUAGAAUCCAGAGUCUCAGUAUUAGAAUCCAGAGUCUCAGUAUUAGAAUCCAGAGUCUCAGUAGUUCUCAAUAGAUGCCUUGGUAAUGUUAUUAUAGCUAGCUAGGGACUGGAGUAUUCCCCUGCUAGCUAGGAGGACAGGAGAUUUUCCCUGAUCAUGUGAUCUGCCCAGGACAAAACUCCAGGCCUUAAUUAUUGUUGUCUAUGCCCCCAAGUUCUUCCUGGUCCGGUCACAUGGUUAGGAAAAGCUCCUGCCCCUGGUUAUAGCUCCUGUGUUGUGAGGUUGGGAAGAUGGGGUGAGGGGGUAGGAGGGUAGGACUAUUGCUGUGUAGGUAGGGGUGAUGGUAGGAGGGUAGGACUAUUGCUGUGUAGGGAGGGGUGAUGGUAGGAGGGUAGGACUAUUGCUGUGUAGGUAGGGGUGAUGGUAGGAGGGUAGGACUAUUGCUGUGUAGGGAGGGGUGAUGGUAGGAGGGUAGGACUAUUGCUGUGUAGGUAGGGGUGAUGGUAGGAGGGUAGGACUAUUGCUGUGUAGGUAGGGGUGAUGGUAGGAGGGUAGGACUAUUGCUGUGUAGGUAGGGGUGAUGGUAGGAUGGUAGGACUAUUGCUGUGUAGGUAGGGGUGAUGGUAGGAGGGUAUUUUCGUUGGAUGGUACGGGAUGGCUGCCAUAUUGGGCCAAACGACAAGUGUGUCUGCAUUAAGAUGACACUAGUGCACUAUAUAGGGAAUAGGGUGCCAUUUGGGACGCAACCAUAGGGAUAAAGUCGGACAGUGGCGCACGAGUUUUGAUUCGUCAACAAAUGUUAUCACACAGUAGAAAACCACCAUUACAGGAACACACAGAUGAACUUACUGUACAGCUGUUCCCUUCCUGUAUCUGACAAAUAUGUAAUCUUCAAUUUUUUACGAUAAAUAUAAUAAUAAUAAUAAUAAUAAUAUAAUAAAAUAUCUGACAAAUAUGUCACGUUAAAUGUUCAAUGUCAGUAUCUGUUUUCACAGAAAAAAGCAGAAAGAAAGAAUGAAACAAUGAAUGUUUUGAACUAACUAAUCUCAAGUUUUGUGAAUAGUCGCACUAGUAACUAACACACAUUUCACACGUGGUAUGAUGUAAUAUUGUGCCUGUUAAGGGAGAGUCUGUGGGGGGGGUCAUACCCAUUGAAACUGAGAGGGCAUCUGUGUUCCACCUCAAACUUGCCUAUUCAAGUAUAUAUUUACAAGACAGACAUUUUUUUUACACCGAAUUAAUGAAAAAUAUUUAAUAGAAAGAAAUGAGGUGCAUAACGUCUCUGGAUGGCGGUGGUGGGGGUAAGCUUAUUUCUGGUGUGGAGGUGUCUGUCUUACACGUCUCAUUCAUUUUUGUGGCUCUAAAGGGCUUUUCACAUUAGUGAGCCGAAACAGAGCCGAGCCAAACCGAGCUAUACUGAGCUGGCCUUGUUAAGCAUCUACCAUAGUUGCUGGGACCGAGCUGAAAAGGACAAUUGGAAAACAAAUUCUACUAACAUUUAUGAGCCAGUAUGGUUUGGGUCGGUAUGACAGUUUGAAAAAGGUAUUUGUGUGCCCUGUAUGAAAUCAUGGCUUCUCCCUUAGUAUCACGCUGUAAUCACUGAAAACCUGUUCCGUCUCGAUUUGAAAAUAUGACACUCCAGAAUGACUUA
Molecule: messenger RNA, 2768 nt
Organism: Coregonus clupeaformis (lake whitefish)
Lineage: Eukaryota; Metazoa; Chordata; Actinopteri; Salmoniformes; Salmonidae
Product: MORN repeat-containing protein 4-like
Exons: 6
Coding region: 259-720 (153 amino acids)
Source: RefSeq, a predicted model, not a curated record